AUGACAGAGAUGUUUGGGUCCAAGGAGGAUUUCGGUUGCCCGAAAUAUUCAUCGGCAGACAGUUACAUAGGAAUUUUGUCUGCCUUCAACGGAGAAAUUCAGCAUUCGAAGCUUUCCCGCAACAGCGAUUCAUUGGUGAGUUUAAUAAACCCGAUACCGAGCCGCAAUUUUUUUCAUUUUGUUCAUUCAGCGCUCUAAUGUAAACACUAUUGAAUUUAUACACGGGGAUGACAUUGUGCGACGAUUAGAGAUGUCAAAUUGUGCCAUUUUAUAUCCUUAUCGCUCUUUGAAACUGCAAAACGAAACGUUUCCAAGAGGGGUCUUUGAUCUGCUCGUGAAAGUAGGUGCUCAAUUUUAUUUCUAGUUUUAACUGGAAGUACUUAGGAAACUGAGGUCAAACAGUUAGUCAUUAAAUGGCCUCCGCUGAGCUCGGUGAAGAAUGGUUACAGCACCUAAGCGUAAAGCUUAUUCGAAGACGUGGCACUGACCACUCGCAAACCGAUUUUCUUAAAUCCGACCGACAUUUUCAGAAUCGCGAAAAAUUAAGCCAAACUACCAGUGAUUAAUUAAAAGCUGAUGAUUAGGAAAAUGUUGGCCAACACCAGCUAUUAAGUUAACUUCUAAGCCACGUCAGUGAGGCGCUCAUCAAACUAAAUUGUUUUGACGACCUAAAUUGAAAUGUAUCUUAUAUGGAUUUUACGCCGCGAAGGAUCCUAUAGAAAGUUAUUAAUUUGAUUGGACACGACUUGAGGUAAAAUACACCUUAAUAUUUGGUAUUUCCUUUCCCUGUGGCUUUUUUAAUAUCAGUUUCUGCCUGACAAACAUAAGUGCUUCCGAUGUUUACAAACGAAAAUUAUACUUUUUUUCAAAAUUGUUGCAUUUAAUACGUACAUUUCUCAGGUAACAAUAAAUUCGUCGCAAGUAAUGUAACGCCAGAAUUGUUAAAUCCUUUUAGAAUACGAAUCUUUUGUUGGUGUAUUGACAAACAACAGCUAUAUAGAUUGUCAAAAGCAUACUGAAAGGACCUUGACUAAUCUUCAUAGCUAAGAGAUUAACAUUUUUUGUCGCUGAUUAUCUGACAGGAAAAAACAAGACAAAUAAAAGAUCGUCUCAUCAAAAUAGAUACACAGCUUAACUUUUCAUUCUAA
This is a messenger RNA of Porites evermanni, 1148 nucleotides long. The record is from the annotation of a GenBank genome assembly. Lineage: Eukaryota; Metazoa; Cnidaria; Anthozoa; Scleractinia; Poritidae.